Messenger RNA from Strigops habroptila (Kakapo), 3367 nucleotides. It is a transcript of the gene STX11, whose product is annotated as syntaxin 11. NCBI's taxonomy places the organism in Eukaryota, Metazoa, Chordata, Aves, Psittaciformes, Psittacidae. Gene Ontology annotation, biological process: synaptic vesicle fusion to presynaptic active zone membrane; intracellular protein transport; exocytosis. Gene Ontology annotation, molecular function: SNAP receptor activity; SNARE binding. The record is from RefSeq and is a predicted model, not a curated record. Bases 291 to 1169 code for a protein of 292 amino acids. Gene Ontology annotation, cellular component: plasma membrane; endomembrane system; synaptic vesicle. The transcript is spliced from 3 exons.
CGGGACCCGGGAGCAGCGCGGGCGCGGGGAGACGGGACGGGGCGGGCCGGCUGUCCUGCACUGCACUGCACUGCCCUGCCCAGCCGGGGAAUUGGAUUCUACUGGGUCACGGAGGUCGUGGGUGAUGCUGUACAUAUCAUUGGAGUCAAGCUUCUCAAACGUGGCCUCGAUCCAUGUGUUCGUUCACUGAUGUCCAGCUUUUUACUUCACAAUCUUACUCAGCAAAGUGCCCGAGGCUUGCAGCAGUGACGAAAGUCAGAAGGAGCUGACUUCUGAACGUACCAGGCAGGAUGAAAGACCGGCUAACCGAGCUGCAUGAAUUAGCCAGGUUACACAACGAACAGUUUAUUGAAAGUGAGGAUGAUGAAAAUUCACCCCACGAUGUUCUGCUUUAUGAGACUGAUUAUGCCUUGGAAAUUCUCCAUAAUGACAUACAGAACAUCCGGACAGAAAAUGACUACCUAAAAGAGGAUGUCAAGCGGCUCAGAAAGCAAAACAACCGCUUCCUUACUUCCAUGCGCCGCCUUAGUAGCAUCAAACGAGAUACUAAUUGUAUUGCCAGAGACAUCAAGGCCCGCGGAGAAAGCAUCCACAGGAAACUCCAGGUAAUGAGAGAUUUCUGUGAAGAUGCAGUAACGAAAUAUGGGGCCACGUCUGUUAUUGCCAGGGUAGCGAAGAACCACUACGUUGACCUCAUGCACUCAUUUCAGAAAGCCAUGUUUGAAUACAAUGCAGCAGAGAUGAACCAACGAGAGAACUGCAAGAUUCGAAUUCAGCGGCAGCUAGAGAUCAUGGGCAAAGAUGUUUCUAGCAACCAGAUUGAGGAGAUGAUUGAGCAAGGCAAGUGGGAUGUCUUCUCUGAGAAUCUCUUGUCAGAAGUUAAGGGGGCUCGCUCAGCCUUGAAUGAGAUAGAGACACGUCAUAAGGAGCUUGUGAAGUUAGAAGGUCGCAUCAAGGAAGUUCAUGAGCUCUUUCUGCAGGUGGCCCUAUUAGUGGAGGAACAGGCAGACACCUUUGAUGUCAUUGAGAUAAAUAUGCAAAAUGUUGAGGACUAUGUAGGAGAAGCUAAAGAGCAAGUGAAAAAAGCUUUGGAAUACAGAAGAAAACACCCCCUCAGAACAAUCCUUUGCUGCUGCUUAUCCUGUUGCAGAAGACGACUGUCCCACUGAAGCUAUCACAGACUGACUCGAAUGUCUUCAAAAUCAGGCAUUCAUUCUAGUGACUUUUUUCUAAUGACAACCUCUAGAAAUGGGGGACUAUUUUGCAGUUGAUUUUGUUCAUCGGUUUUUUCCUAAAUGUGCUGAAGGCUGUUCUAUUUGAGGCCUCCUAGAAAUGUUGAUAAAACUAUGUUUAAUCUGCUUUUAAUUGAAAUGUACUCUGUUGCUGUAACUAGAGGUGAAGAUGUCUGCAGUUUCUUUCUUAGGCAAGAAACAGGAAUGAAUGAUGGGCUGAUAACUCAGCCUAGGGAAGAUGAGAAAUUUCAAGAAUUAACUUUAUUCUUAUUUGUCCAAGUUACUCUGCAGGUGGUGCAGCCUUACCGCCUGGGGAGACACAAUACACCACAGAAUCAGGUUUCAAUUUUAACUAGUUUGGAGCCUGCUCAAUGCAAAUACUUGGACAGAUUUUUGCUCUCUUCAUUUGAGACUAUACCAAGCCUGUUAGCAGGAGUAGGCCACAAAACUAGUUUCUAUUUCAACUUGAUUUCCACCUGUCAUGAAUCUUAACAGAAGUAACUGCACCUUAAAUGAUGAUAUGCACGUUUUGCUCCGUUUGUGUGCAAGUGAUUGCUUUUCUCAAUUUUGAGUAUCCACAACUUUGUCAAGGUGGCUAGAAGCACUGCAACACUGAGGCAUCUCACUGACUUUUAACUUGAGCCACUGUCUGUACUCUCAGUUUCAAAACUGCCAUGCUUUUAUGCUUCCAAUACAUUCUUCUGCUACUAAACACUUCUGCUGGAAGAGAGGCAUGCAGUGGCCUUCUGCAGCAGCACACACAAGCAGACAACUGUUGGGGAAUCGAGAAAGCAUUUUAGGGUUUCCUGUGUUGGCACAUAGACACAAGCAAUUUUAGUGGAAGGAUUAUCCUUGUCAACAGACUUCUAUUUUUUUAUAAGAAUUAACAUGGAUUUUUUUAUCUCUAUUUUUAAUAACAUGAAGGAUUAAAUUUAUUAACAUGUGAUUUUACUGUACAAAAACUGUGACUUUUCUCCCACUGUUAGGAAAUCUCCACCUGGGAAAGAAAGUAGACAUCUUUCUUCCAAACACCGGAAGAAGACAGAAAACAACAUUUUAACGUCAUUUCAGUGCUCUUUUCAAACUUGAAAGUAAUCUUUCCUCUUGUGUAAAGGGAGUCUGCCCACACUAGGUUUGGAAUAUGAGGAGGGAAUAGAAAAUUUGCAGCCCUGGAAACCACUGAGAGUUGUCGGUGAAACACGUAUUCAUAAGAUCUGGUGAGUGAUGAUAGCUCCUACUUCUGGAGGUUUUCCAACUAUUAUAUUUCUAGGUGGCUUCCUGGUACACUGUGAUCUAUUGCUGUCCUUGGAAUUAAUGCAGGACUUUUUUUUUCAGAAGUUAGUGAUUUUUUUUUUAAACUGCUGAUCCUAUUUGUACCUAUUUUAAUAAAUAUAUUUAAACAUUUCAAAUAUUUUGUAUUUGGGAGUUUUCCUUGGGAGAUAUGCAUAGCCAUCUCCCUGCACCAAUCACAAUGAAACUUUUCUGAUCUUUUGAACACUAAUUUUAUGUGUGAAAAAACACCCAAGCAUUUCAUACUGUUUAUAUUGAUAUAACAAAGCAGCAAAAUAAAUUCAACUUCCAUGCUUUCAUAUCCUAGUGGGAAAUGCUUCUUAGCCAGAUGGGAUUUUUUACACAAAUAAAAAACUCUUCUCAGGAAUUGAAAGUUUUUUUUGCUGAAGCACCUACCUGUGGUAACAUGGAAGAGUGAGGAAUGCCAAUCUUCUAAACUAGAAGAUAUUUUGAUAACCAGUGAUGUCCUGAUGAUAUCAGUAUUAUGCUUGCCCGAGGACCUCUCCAACAACCCCAUGUUCAAACUUGAAGUGGGAGAAAGGAGGGUGUUGAACUGGCACCAUUACCAGUAGCUUUGGUGCUACUCAAGAAGCCAAAGUCAUUUACGCCGUAGGUAUUGCCAUUCAAGUCAAUAGAACUGUGCAUUUGUAGAGAAAUACCCUAAACCUCCGAGGGUCAGCAUGUGGGCAUGCAUCAGUGAAGAAUGAAAUAUGUAUUUCAUUUCGUCUGCAUGUUCUUAACACUCGCCAAUGCUUUUGAUAAAAAUGUGUACGUCUAUUUUUUGGUUGAUUUCUUUUUUGCACAUAUGUAUGUCUACACAUGGAAUAAAAGAUUUAAUAAGAAAA